GCUUCCAUGGUUAAUACUUAUAUAUACGUUACAUAUAUCUGUGAAACGAUGAGAGAACGUGUUCAUAUGUAAUUUUCUCUAACAUUACGACUACAUUCCUAUUAACGUAAUUACAAUUUAGAUGUAAGAAAUUCAUAAUCCGUAAGGAACAAAUUUUUGACGAGAAUUCAGUGAGUAUAAUUGACUUCGUUAAAUAUGAUGCCGGCUAUCAUAGCAAAUACUGAAAAUUACGAGACAGAGAAGCAUACACAGAUUGAGGAUUUAGAAAGAUAUCAAAUACCUUUAAACGGGCAUGUCAUGAAGGAGAAUAAAAAUACAGGUAAAACACUUGAACAUAACGUGGAAAUAAAUACAAAGAGUAACUCAAACGAUAAAGAGAUUAAAUUUAUUUCUCAUUCGUCAUUGAUCAAAGCUAAGAUACUUCAAGAAUCAAAUAAUGAUAGAAAAAAACUUCGCAAUGGAAAAUAUAUUAACGUUGAAGUUACACAAAAUUUGCACAAAGUCAAUAGGGACGCUAAUAAAAAUACACCGUUAAAACAAAAUGAUCAAUCGAAGAAACCUAUUAAAAGGAAAAGCGAUAUGGCUGAAGAAUUAGAAUCGAAGGCUCCUAUGUUGGUACAAAGUGGGCAAAACAUAAUGCACAAUAUUAAGUCUGAAACUGAACUAAAUCAGGAACAACAAGAAUCAAAUGAUAAGUUUGAAAACAACACCCUUAAGAAAACUAAAACAGAAAACGAUAAUUCAAGUAUAGAAGAGCCAAAAGCACUGUUUCAGAAACCUAUUAACAUUCACCAAAAGUGUGAAUACUGUUGUCAAAAACUAGCAAGUAACGAUAUAAAGAUAUAUCCCGGUCAUCCUAAUGGGGCAGAAGAAGAACUUAUUGCGUUAACAGACCCAAAGUUAUCUUUAUUCACAGGUGAAGAAGCUAUGGUCCAUGAAGGCGACGAAAGACCACAAAAUAAAUUAACAGACUUUUGUGUAUAUGAUAAAAAUGGACAUUUGUGUUCUUUUGACACUGGCCUAAUUGAAAAAAAUGUAGUACUUUAUUUUUCUGGUUAUAUGAAACCUAUCUACGAAGAAAAUGCUUGUCCAGAAGGUGGUGUGCCUACAAAAGAUAUGGGACCAAUAAAUGAGUGGUGGGUGUCUGGUUUUGACGGCGGUGAAUUAGCGCUCAUAGGAUUCACUACAGCAUUUGCAGAGUAUAUAUUAAUGGAACCUGCUGAAGCAUAUGCACCAUUUAUGGAUUCUGUGAAAGAGAAGAUUUACAUGAGCAAGAUAAUUAUAGAAUACUUGUUGGACGAACAUAAUCCUACUUAUGAAGAUUUGUUAAAUAAGUUACAGACUAUAGUUCCACCAAAAGGAUUAUCCAGAUUCACAGAAGAUUCCUUAUUACGAUAUGCUCAGUUUAUCUGUGAUCAAGUUAUUUCUUUUGAUUCGUCGGCAAGACCAGAAGAUCCUUUGCUAAUUACAAGUCCAUGUAUGCGAGCAUUAGUCACGCUUGCGGGCGUAACGUUAAACAAGAGACUUGCCCUGAGAACGCACCCUAAAGAUCAAAUAAAUAAGAAAAUUGCGUGGACGAAAGCUACAACUACAAAAUUAGUUAAUAAUAUGUUCGAAACAUUCUUCUCUGACCAAUUAGCUACAAAUCGUGAGAAAGAUAUAUCGGGACCUAAGAGGCACAGGUGCGGAAUAUGCGAAACCUGCCAACAACCUGAUUGUGGAGUUUGUUCUACUUGCAAAGAUAUGACUAAGUUUGGUGGAUCCGGAAAAGGUAAACAGGCUUGCAUGAGAAGAAGAUGUCCAAAUAUGGCUAUACAAGAAGCUGAUGAUUCGGACCAGGAAGAUGAAUUUAAUGAAACAUUAAUAGAAAAUACAAAAAUCACUCAAAAGAUGAUUUUGAAAGAAUUUAAGCACGUAGAGAAAGAAAUUACAUGGGUCGGAGAAUCGAUUAUCGAUGACGGUCGAAGGACAUUUUACAAGUCGGUAAUGGUAAUUGACGAAGAAAUAAACACAAAUGAUUAUGUAUUUAUUGAGUCGAAUGAUCCCACAGUACCAUUGCAAAUAGCGAAAGUCAUGUAUAUGUGGGAAGAUAAAAAUGGUGCAAAGUUGUGCCAUGUAAAUUGGUUUAGGAGAGGUAGUGAUACUGUACUUGGUGAAACAUCAGAUCCUUUAGAAUUGUUCUUACUUGAUGAAUGUGACAAUGUACCAUUUACUUCGGUUAAAUCCAAGGCUACUGUUAUUUAUAAAAGUAGCCCACAAAAUUGGAGUGAAUUAGGUAACGCAGAUUUAUUACCAGAAGACGAGUUACAGAAUAAAGAUGGUAAAACAUUCUUUUAUCAAAAACGAUACACGCCGGAAACAGCUCGUUUUGAGGAUCCUCCUUCAGAUCCUGUCUGUCAGAGAAAAGAAAUUAGUCAUCGGUUUUGUCCUGCUUGUGUACGCUUUACUGCAUUACAAUGCUUUUAUACGCCAAAGGUCUUUGAUAGAGAAGAAGAAAAAAGUAUCAAGGAAGUAACUUAUAAUAUGGUAAAAUAUAAAGAUGAAGAAUUUAAGGUUGGAUCUGUUGUAUUUUUAUCUCCAGGAAUUAUAAAAUUUAAAUAUACAUCAACAUAUCACACUGCUUCCAAAACGAAGAAGGGGAAGGUAGACGAAGAUAUGUAUCCCGAGUAUUACCGAAAGUCUUCGGACCACGUUAAAGGUUCAAAUUACGAUACACCUGAACCGUUUCAUAUUGGAUAUAUUAAAGCAAUAUACGCAAAGACAAAUAAUAAAUUAGUUGCUUCGUCCGAUGUAUGGAUUAAAAUAAAUAAAAUGUAUCGGCCAGAAAACACGCACAAAGGACUCACGUUAAUGCAACAAGUUGACCUCAAUAUGGUAUAUUGGAGCGACGAAGUCUGUGAUGUGAAAUUUUCUGAAGUAGCAGGUAAAUGCUACCUGGUGUAUUCAGAGAAUUUAGAUCAAUCUGUGGAGGAAUGGACAGCUGGUGGUCCGAAUCGCUUUUACUUUUCUCAGGCGUAUAAUGCUUCAGAAAAGACAUUUACCGAUCCGCCUAAUCACGCUAUGAAUAUUGGAAAGUCUGGAAAAGGAAAAGGGAAAGCAAAGUGCAAAAAUAAACAAUUAGAGAAUCCUAAUACUAAGAAAAUAAAUGAAACCCCGUUAGAGCAUUGUGUCGUUUCAGAAAAGUUGAAAACGCUAGAUGUUUUUGCUGGUUGUGGCGGAUUAUCUGAAGGAUUGCGACAAGCUGGUAUCAUAAACAAUCGAUGGGCGAUUGAAAAAGAUGAACCAGCUGCAUGCGCAUAUCGGCUUAAUAAUCCUGAUACAACGGUAUUUUGUGAGGAUUGUAACGUGCUUCUGCGAAAAGUUAUGAAUGGAGAACUUUGCGAUAAUAAUGGACAACGUUUACCUCAAAAAGGCGAAGUAGAAUUAUUAUGUGGCGGACCGCCUUGCCAAGGCUUCAGUGGCAUGAAUCGUUUUAAUUCACGACAAUAUUCUUUAUUUAAAAAUUCUCUAGUAGUAUCGUGUUUGUCUUAUUGUGAUUAUUAUAGACCAAAAUUCUUUAUUAUGGAAAACGUUAGAAACUUUGUUUCCUUUAAAAAAAGUAUGGUACUCAAAUUAACAUUAAGAUGUCUUGUACGAAUGGGUUAUCAAUGUACAUUUGGUAUUCUGCAAGCUGGAAAUUACGGCAUUCCGCAAACAAGAAGAAGAUUAAUAAUAUUUGCUGCUGCGCCAGGAGAGAUGCUUCCAAAAUACCCAGAACCGACUCAUGUGUUUAGCAAACGGGCAUGUCAAUUAAGCGUUAUUGUGGAUAAUAAAAAAUAUUCAUCAAAUUGUGAUUGGACAGAGUCGGCACCAUAUAGAACUAUCAGUGUUCGCGAUGCAAUGUCCGAUUUACCUAAUAUCCGAAAUGGUUGGAACAAAGAAGAAAUGGCUUACGGGGACGAGGCAAUUUCUCACUUUCAAAGAAAAGUUAGACCUAAGGAACCCGAUACUAUAUUGAGAGAUCACGUUUGCAAAGAUAUGGCACCACUGGUCGAAACUCGAAUUGCACAUAUUCCGACCGCAAGCGGAUCUGAUUGGCGUGACUUGCCAAAUAUUGCGGUACGUUUAAGCGACGGAACGUACUCGAAAAAAUUAGAAUAUACUCACCAUGAUAAGAAGGCUGGCAAAAGUUCUACUGGAGCAUUCCGUGGCGUAUGUAGCUGUUGCGAACGUAAACCAUGUGAUCCGAUAGAUAGACAAUAUGGUACAUUAAUUCCAUGGUGUUUACCUCACACUGGAAAUCGUCAUAACCACUGGGCAGGCUUGUACGGUAGAUUAGAAUGGGAUGGGUUCUUUGGUACUACCAUUACAAAUCCAGAACCUAUGGGCAAACAGGGCCGUGUUUUACAUCCUGAACAAACCAGAGUUGUAAGUGUACGAGAAUGUGCUAGAUCGCAAGGUUUUCCAGAUUCGUUCCGCUUUUAUGGGAGCAUACUUGAUAAACAUCGCCAGAUCGGUAACGCCGUUCCGCCACCAUUAGGCGCCGCUCUUGGUUUUGAGAUUAGAAAAUGCUUGAAAAAUGAAAACACUCAACACCUAGAAAAAAAAUUAGACAGUUUUAGCAGCGACUGAUAAUAAACAUUAGAAGCGUAAUCGGUGAAUGAUAUUUACAACAGAUUUUAAAUAUUUCAUUGGAUCUUAAUGGUAGCACAAUAUGUUAUAGAUGUAUUUUGCAUCUACAUAAAUUUACCAACAUGUGUUCCCUAAACAUAUGUAGGUACUUUCUUUUUACCAUUUACGUGACCAAAAGUAUUAUGUGAUGCAUUUAAUAUGCAAUGUUAACAGUAAAAAAAAUACAAAAUUUAUUUCGAUACAUAGCUCACCUGGGUGGGAAUCAGUAUUUUACGUUAAUACUAUUAAAGCAAUUCUCAAUCUUGA
This is a messenger RNA of Colletes gigas, 4917 nucleotides long. RefSeq names its product DNA (cytosine-5)-methyltransferase PliMCI-like. Gene Ontology annotation, cellular component: nucleus. NCBI's taxonomy places the organism in Eukaryota, Metazoa, Arthropoda, Insecta, Hymenoptera, Colletidae. The transcript is spliced from 10 exons. Bases 196 to 4611 code for a protein of 1471 amino acids. The record is from RefSeq and is a predicted model, not a curated record. Gene Ontology annotation, molecular function: chromatin binding; DNA binding; DNA (cytosine-5-)-methyltransferase activity.